AUGGGACUGUCUGAAAAGCCAUCCGCUGGCUGGACACACAAGGAAGCAGAGAUGCAAAUUGGCCUCCGGCCUGAUGAAUGGAGCAGGGGAUGGAAGCCUGGGGAUGGGGGUGCUGUACCGUUGCCCCUCCCCCCAGCACUGUCCUUCCUUCUUCUCUUCCCCCUGGCCAGCGCCCUCCAGCCCUCUCCACUGCCCUUUCCAGAGCUGAGGCUGGUGGGGGGCCCGAGCCGCUGCCGGGGGCGCCUGGAGGUCAUGCACAGCGGCUCCUGGGGCAGCGUUUGCGACGACGACUGGGACGUGGUGGAUGCUAACGUGGUAUGCCGUCAGCUGGGCUGCGGCCUGGCGCUGCCGGUGCCCCGGCCCCUAGCCUUCGGCCAGGGCAGAGGCCCCAUUUUCCUGGACAACGUGGAGUGCCGCGGGCAGGAGGCUUCUCUGAGCGAGUGUGGCAGCAGGGGCUGGGGCGUCCACAACUGCUUCCACUAUGAGGACGUGGCGGUGCUUUGUGACGAAUUCCUGCACACACAGCCCCCAACAAGGAAGGUGUUGGCCAGCAUACCACCCCCCACAGCCCUCCAAAAUGGGAAAGGCGAGGGCAGCGUGCGCCUGGUGGGCGGCGCCGGGCCUUGUCAAGGCCGAGUGGAGAUUCUGCAUGGCGGCCUGUGGGGCACGGUGUGCGAUGAUGACUGGGGGCUGCCGGACGCCGCCGUGGUCUGCCGCCAGCUCGGGUGCGGGGCCGCGUUAGCCGCCACCACUAACGCCUUUUUCGGCUAUGGAACCGGGCAUAUCCUGCUGGACAACGUUCACUGCGAAGGUGGUGAGCCCCACCUGGCAGCCUGCCAGAGCCUGGGCUGGGGCGUGCACAACUGUGGACACCACGAGGAUGCUGGGGCGCUCUGUGCAGUUCUGAACCCUCCAACUUUCACAGCCCUGCCUCCCUCUGUCACUCAAGAAGACUGGGUGUGGCACACUGAGCCAGGAGCUACAGGAGUCGGUGCCCUGCCUUCCAGAGAUACCGUGAAGGUCACCACAGCAGCCUGGGCCUCCGGGAAGAAAAGCGGUAGGCUGCGGCUGGUGGGCGGCCCGAGCCCGUGCCGCGGCCGCGUGGAGGUGCUGUACGCCGGGGGCUGGGGCACCGUGUGCGACGACGACUGGGACUUCGCGGACGCGCGCGUGGCCUGUCGCGAGGCGGGCUGCGGGCCCGCGCUCGGCGCCACGGGCCUCGGUCAUUUUGGUUAUGGCCGAGGCCCUGUGCUGCUGGACAACGUAGGCUGCACCGGUACCGAGGCCCGCCUCAGCGACUGCUUCCACCUGGGCUGGGGCCAGCACAACUGCGGCCAUCACGAAGACGCGGGAGCGCUGUGCGCAGGCCCAGAGGAGCUGGGACUCCAGGUCCAGCAGGUUGGUUCUGAGACCACCCGAAUGCCCAGCCCUUGGCCCAGAGAUGGGCACCUCCGCCUGGUUAGUGGAACCCACCGAUGUGAAGGGCGUGUAGAGCUUUUCCUAGGACAGCGGUGGGGCACUGUUUGCGAUGAUGCCUGGGACCUACGGGCAGCCAUUGUCCUGUGCCGUCAGCUGGGAUGUGGCCAGGCUCUGGAAGCCCCUGGCGAGGCCCACUUUGGUCCAGGCCAAGGCCCCAUCCUCUUGGACAAUGUCAAAUGCCGAGGAGAUGAGAGCACCUUGUUACUGUGCUCUCAUAUCCGCUGGGAUGUCCACAACUGUGACCACAGUGAGGAUGCCAGUGUCCUGUGCCAGCCAUUGUGACUCAGCUGGCUCUGCUCCCGAAUCGAAUCGUCUCCUAUGAGGAACUGCCCCUCCUUGUCUGGGAUGCCCUCCUUGAUUUUCUGCAGUUCCUGGUGCCCCUUUCUCUCCUUGCAUGGGGGACGCUGCAUUACAGUGCCUGCCCCCCUCUUACUGCGUGACCUCAGGCUGUUGUCACCUGCUGGAGGCCCAGGACAGUGAACAUAGCAAUGUUUUGCUCAGCCAAAACAGAAAAUGUGGAAGAAUGCCUCACUUCUCUUUGGGGGAACUCUUACAUAGUACCCCCUGACCUUUCCUCUCUCCACCCAUAUCCAUGAGGCUUGGGCUCUCUGUAAAUGCCUUCAAACCCCUCCAAUGACCUAUCUUGAUCUUCCCCCAAAAGAAGGGAGGCAGAAGGGGUAUUCUUUUUCUAUAGAGUGGCAGGGGACUGCAGAAGGUCCUAGGCUAUCACCCUCCCUGCUGGGUGACGACCUGGACUCAGAUGGUGCUCAGCUGAACAAGGGGGCUGCAGGGGUCAAAGCAGGGACAGGAGGAGCCCUUCCUGUGGCAUCUCUGGUUUCCAAUGUCCCUGGGCACAGAGCCUCCACUUUGCAGUAGCAAAGAAACCUGGAGCCACUAUUCAUAGGUGCCAAGUCAAUAAAGCAUUAUCUCCUGGUCUUUUAACUGAGGUCAUUGUCUGAGAACCUGUACCAUAGCAGCUGGAAAGACUCCAAGAAGGACUUUCUGGAGAAAACCAGCAUAGAAGUGAAAGGCUGUGGUCCAGGAGCGUCAUCCAGUUCUCCACAUUCUCUACAUCAUAGCCCGGAAAUGCUGAAUCACCAUGGCAAGUCUCAGGCCCCUAGAGGAGCUUCUGGUCCUCUUCUCCAUUCUAUUCCACACCCACAAAUCUAGAUCCAGGAAAAGAAAGGAAGUCCAGCGUGCUGUGCUGGUGCAUGUCUGUGGUCCCUGUACUGGGAGAGAGGGGGCUGAGGAAGGAAGAAUGCUGUGAGUUCCAGACCAGCCAUAGCUGCACUGUGAGAGAACCUGACUGAACAAGCUCAGAAAAUAAAAUGAC
Messenger RNA from Psammomys obesus (fat sand rat), 2812 nucleotides. It is a transcript of the gene Ssc4d, whose product is annotated as scavenger receptor cysteine rich family member with 4 domains. The transcript is spliced from 10 exons. Bases 1 to 1761 code for a protein of 586 amino acids. The record is from RefSeq and is a predicted model, not a curated record. Gene Ontology annotation, cellular component: membrane. Lineage: Eukaryota; Metazoa; Chordata; Mammalia; Rodentia; Muridae.